Penicillium nucicola is the source of this 2883-nucleotide messenger RNA. RefSeq names its product plasma-membrane proton-efflux P-type ATPase. Gene Ontology annotation, molecular function: P-type proton-exporting transporter activity; ATP binding; ATP hydrolysis activity. Lineage: Eukaryota; Fungi; Ascomycota; Eurotiomycetes; Eurotiales; Aspergillaceae. Gene Ontology annotation, biological process: proton export across plasma membrane; regulation of intracellular pH. The record is from RefSeq and is a predicted model, not a curated record. Gene Ontology annotation, cellular component: plasma membrane. Bases 1 to 2883 code for a protein of 960 amino acids. The transcript is spliced from 4 exons.
AUGCCUAGGCCUUCGGUUGACCCGUCGGAUCCUCGCAACUGGGCGCUCCAUAGCAACCUGGCGGAGAGCUUCCAUGGCGAAGAAGACAAGAUCGAAGACCUCAAUAAUCAUGACAGUUUUCAUGACCGCCCCUUUGACAUCCCCAAACACGCAGACGCCCUUGGUAGUAUUUUCUCAAAGGAAAAGCCCAUUCCAACCGAGAACUCAAGUGUCUUUGACCAGGACCAGGUGGAUCAUCCAGAGACCGAACAGUCAUUGGGCAUCCUCAUUGACGAGCUUGAUGCUGAAGAUGGUAAAGAGCCCGACCCGGAUGCGGCUUCAAUUCAUGCUGGCCAUGUCAGCGAACUCCCUCAGUCCUGGCUCGGUACCAGUCUCGAAGAUGGUCUUAAUGACGAGGAGGUGAUUGUUCGACGUAAGAAAUAUGGGUGGAACGUCAUGAAAGAAGCCAAGAGAAACCAUAUUCUCAAGUUUUUGUCCUUUUUCAUGGGCCCAGUUCAAUGGGUCAUGGAGGCUGCCGUCAUACUUGCUUGUGGCUUGCAGGACUGGAUCGACUUUGGCAUCAUUUGCGGCCUGCUUGUUCUCAACGCCGCUGUCGGAUUCAUUCAAGAGUACCAUGCAGGCAAUAUCGUUGAUGCUCUUAAGAAUAAUCUUGCUCUCAGAGCCCAGGUUGUUCGAAAUGGCAAUCUGGUAGAGAUUACUUCCGCGGAAGUCGUUGUCGGGGAUGUCAUCCAAGUGAAAGAUGGUACGAUCAUUCCCGCCGACGGUAAAUUCGAAUCUCAAAACGCUUAUCUCCAGGUUGAUCAAUCUAGCAUCACGGGAGAAUCUCUUGCGGUCGAUAAACACAAAGGCGAUGUUUGCUAUGCUUCAUCUACCGUCAAACGUGGGACUGGUUUGAUGAUUGUAACUGCCACCGGUGACCAUACAUAUGUCGGGACGGCAGCUGCCCUGGUCAACAAGGCUUCAAACAAUGUGGGACACUUCACCCAGGUCUUGAACGGAAUGGCGCACAUCCUUCUGAUUUUCGUUAUUCUUGCACUCCUUGUGAUCUGGAUUGCCAGCUAUUAUCGUUCCAACGGCAUUGUGCAGAUCUUAGAGUUUACCCUUGCAAUCACCGUGAUCGGAGUACCCGUCGGUCUUCCUGUGGUGGUCACCACCACAAUGGCCGUUGGGGCAGCAUAUCUAGCGAAUCGCAUGGCAAUUGUGCAAAAGUUGUCGGCUAUUGAGUCGCUAGCAGGCGUUGAAAUCCUUUGUUCCGACAAAACAGGAACCCUCACUCGGAACAAACUGACCCUUGGGGAGCCAUAUACAGUGACUGGGAUGACAACAGAGGAGCUCAUGUUGACUGCAUGUCUAGCAGCAACUCGAAAAUCCGGCGGAAUCGAUGCCAUUGACAAGGUGUUUCUCAGAGGUCUACGCAACUAUCCGUUAGCGAAGUCUCAGAUCCCUAUGUAUAGAACCAUUGAGUUUAUCCCAUUCGAUCCUGUUUCAAAAAAGGUGACUGCACUUGUCGAGAAUCAUGAAGGGGAACGAAUGAUCUGUGUCAAAGGAGCACCGAUGACAAUCUUGCGAACUGUGCAGGCAGAAACUGUCUUGUGUCAACCUUUCAUCGAUGAAUACAAGGCAAAGGUUACAGAGUUUGCUGAUAAAGGAUUUCGUGCUUUGGGUGUGGCUCGCAAGCGAAGUGACAAGAACUGGGAAAUUCUUGGUAUCAUGCCCUGCUCUGACCCGCCUCGCCAUGACACGGCUAAAACGAUAUCUGAGGCCCAAAGUUUGGGUCUUUCCAUCAAGAUGCUCACUGGAGAUGCAGUUGGCAUUGCUCGUGAAACAGCUCGCAAACUUGGUCUGGGAACUAACAUUUACAAUGCUGAGCGCCUGGGCAUCACCGGCGCCGGCGAAAUGCCUGGCUCGGAGGUCAACGAUUUUGUUGAAGCUGCGGACGGAUUUGCAGAGGUCUUCCCACAGCAUAAAUACAGCGUGGUAGAAAUUCUUCAGCGUCGUGGAUACCUUGUCGCGAUGACCGGUGACGGUGUCAAUGAUGCAGCCUCGCUUAAAAAGGCAGACACGGGUAUUGCCGUUGAAGGUGCCUCUGAUGCGGCUCGCUCUGCUGCUGAUAUUGUGUUCCUGGCACCUGGCCUGUCUGCAAUCAUUGAUGCCAUCAAAACCUCUCGCCAAAUCUUUCACCGAAUGUACGCAUAUGUUGUUUACCGUAUCGCCUUGUCAAUACAUCUAGAGUUGUUUCUCGGGCUCUGGAUUGUGAUUAUGAAUGAGACUCUCGAUCUACGAUUGAUUGUCCUUCUCGCAAUAUUUGCAGACAUUGCGACUCUGGCCAUUGCGUAUGACAAUGCCUCAUAUUCUCAGCUCCCAGUAAAAUGGAACCAACCAAGGCUGUGGGGAGAAUCAAUCAUUCUUGGUGUUAUACUUGCUGCCGGAACCUGGGUUACCCUUGGUACUAUGUUGCUGCAUGGUGACGAGGGUGGUGUGAUUCAAGGCUGGGGCUCGCGGGAUGAGGUCAUCUUCCUGGAGAUAACCCUAACCCAAAGCUGGCUCAUCCUAGUUACUCGCCUAACUGGAUCGAUGUUCAGUAAUUUACCCUCGAUGCAUCUUACUGGUGCUGUGCUGGUUGUCGAUGUGACCGGGUCUCUGAUGGCUCGCUUCGGCGCUUUCGGUACACCAACAUCGGGACUGACGAUCCUGCGAGUCUGGAUCCUAGCCUUCGGGGUAGCUGCUGUUAAUGCAAUGGUUUAUGUUUUACUGCACAAUUCUGAUAAGUUUGACAACCUCAUGCAUGGCCGCAGUCUCCGCAGCAAGGGGAAGGAUCGUUCCUGGGAAGACUUUGGUCUCGCCAUGCAACGUAUGGCCAACAAUCACGAAAAGUCUGCUUAA